Molecule: messenger RNA, 1944 nt
Organism: Puntigrus tetrazona (Sumatra barb)
Lineage: Eukaryota; Metazoa; Chordata; Actinopteri; Cypriniformes; Cyprinidae
Gene: sgce
Product: sarcoglycan, epsilon
Exons: 13
Coding region: 223-1626 (467 amino acids)
Cellular component (GO): membrane; sarcoglycan complex
Source: RefSeq, a predicted model, not a curated record
GCAUGGUACAUAUGUUUUCCAUCCCGUCCUCGCUGGAUCCCCCUGUAAAUAUAGCUGUUUUCCAGCAUCUGCGCCAGAUGUUCCAGCCAACCAGCGCCCAUCAGCUUCAGCGAGUGGGAGGAAUCCGAGCGGCGGAGGAUGAUGCUUACGGCUGUCACAUCCCGAGGACCACCGGCGACACUUCAAAUGUGUGAUGUUAACAGCUGCUGCGGCAAAUGAACGAUGGUCUCGGCUGGCGUUCUCGUGGGGCUCACAGUGGCCGUUAUAGUUCGUUCUGUCAGUGGCGCAGACGGACAAACCCGGGCUUUAAUCGACUCCAAACAGAGAUCUGUGUUUCGGAGUAGCGUGGUCACCAUCCUCUCUAAGUCGCACGCCGACCGCAACGUUUAUCCCUCUGCUGGAGUUCUUUUCGUUCACGUUCUAGAGAGGGAAUACUUUAAAGGAGAGUUCCCACCAUACCCAAAAGCAGGUGAUUCGAGUAACGACCCCAUCACGUUUAACACUAACCUCAAAGGCUUUCCAGACAGGCCUGGAUGGCUGCGUUACAUUCAAAGAACCCCUCAUAGCGACGGAGUCCUCUACGGCUCACCGACCGCUGAGCAUGUGGGCAAGCCGACAAUCAUCGAGAUUACCGCGUAUAAUAAACGCACUUUUGAAACUGCCAGGCACAACUUGGUCAUAAACAUCAUGUCUACUGAAGAAUUUCCUCUGCCGUAUCAGGCUGAGUUUUUCAUCAAGAACAUGAACGUUGAGGAGAUGUUGGCCAGUGAGGUGCUGGGAGAUUUUCUCGGUGCGGUCAAGAACGUCUGGCAACCGGAGAGACUCAACGCCAUCAACAUCACUUCAGCGCUGGACCGGGGCGGACGAGUGCCAUUACCCAUCAACGACCUAAAAGAGGGUGUGUAUGUGAUGGUGGGAGCAGACGUGCAGUUUUCAUCGUGCCUUCGAGAGGUGGAGACCCCACAGAACCAGCUGCGCUGCAGUCAGGAGAUGGAGCCCGUCAUCAGCUGCGAUAAGAAGUUCAGAGCUCAGUUUCACAUCGACUGGUGCAAGAUCUCUCUGGUGGACAUCACUAGGGUUGUUCCUGUGCACAGUAACCGUCCAGACCCGGGCACAGGUGUGCUGCCGGACAUCGGCGAGUACAACCCACCUUCUGACUUACUGAGAAGUAGAGAUUAUUUUGCUGACUUCCUGAUCACCCUGGCGGUGCCCUCAGCUGUCGCUCUGGUCCUGUUCAUCAUCCUCGCCUACUCCAUGUGCUGCCGACGGGAAGGGGUGGAAAAAAGAAACAUGCAAACACCAGAUAUUCAGCUGGUUCACCACAGCUCCAUUCAGAAGUCGACUAAGGAGCUUCGCAGCAUGUCCAAGAACCGGGAGAUUUCUUGGCCUCUCUCGACGCUGCCAGUCUUCCAUCCCGUGAGCGGAGAGGUGGUGCCGCCCAUCCAUCCCGACAAUUUCGAGACCACCAGCAUGCCGCUCAUGCAGACACAGACAAAUCUUCAAAAUCAGAUCCAAAUACCACAGCAGCAGUCCUCUGGAGAUAAUUAUUGUAUGUCGACUUUUCGGAGGCUAGAGGUAAAUGGUAUUCCUGAGGAGAGAAAGGUGGCUGAAGCCCUAAACCUGUGAUCUCGCGUGGCUUCACUUUUGUACCCGUUUAAUCUUGCCAAACGUGCAUGUGUAGCUGUAGCUUCAAGCUCAACGCCUUUGUGUUUUCAUGCACAUGUGCGACAUCCAAACGUUAUUCAGUGUCAGAGCUAAUGUUGAUGAUGAGCACACUAAAAGAAUUCUUUAAAAUACUAUCCACAAUAAAUAUGUUGUCAAAUGUUGAAAUAUUUUUUAGUAUGAGCCACUAAUGGAGGCGCAUUUACAAGUUGAUAUUGUCUGAUUGUUCUCUUAUAUGAGCAAAUGUGUUUUGAUAAAUAAAUUAAUACACUUGCCACUAAA